UCUACUAGUUCGGUCGGAGAACUUCUCAACGGCGGCAGACAGGUUUUCUCCCUGUGACUGAUGAUCUCAGGUCGGAGAAGAAGCAGUGUGGUUUCCAAGGUGGAAUCUGAGGCACGGUGGGUUGUCGACUUGUAGCGGUCUGCUUUGUUUUGGAGUGGUAAGGCUGACUUUGUUCAGUCUGAGAAGGAUCAAUACGAUAAAAGAUUUGUGGAAGCUGCUCUCUUGUGGUCCACAGGCUAAUCUAGUGUUUCAGGUGGCCAUGUCGGUCUCCAUGCUCUUCCAUUUGGUGCCUUCUCUUGUUAAUCACAUGAUCAUCAUCAUCAUCAUCAUCAUCACCAUCAGCUUUUCUAGAAGAAGAAGAAGAAAAAGAAUUGUGUCUCAAUUUGGCCUUUGAAGCAGUCAAAAAAAUUGUUCUUCCUUACUAUCAAAUUGCAGCGUUCUCCGGCCAUUCUUGCACCAAAAUCAGCCGAUUAGAAGGUGGGAUUCUGUCUCCUGAUACAUUGGAUCUGAUCUUUGAAACAGAGCAUAACUCAGAAGCACAAGUGUUUUACUUACCUACAGUUCAUCCGAAGGAUUCAUUUUAAGUCUCCCCACUAUAUAACCUUCCAUGAGGAAAACUCUAGCUGUGGGGGACUUCGGAACAUGGGGUGCUCUAAAAAGAGUUGUGUCUAUAGCUCCCAGGGCACAGCAUCCAUGACCUGCCCAGCCACAAGAAUGGAGCACCCACCACAUAUUGGCGUCACCACAGUGUCAGACUCUUAUGAUGCAACCGGUUAGCUAUCAUGCUCCCUGAGCACUACAAGCUACUGUGGAAUGCAAGAAGAGGAGAGGACAACACACCAUUAGGAUCCAUGCGACUCAAUCCCUGUCGAUUCUGUGCAACCCAUAAUGGAUCUCAGGGAACAACGACAAACUUCUCUUUUGCUUUGGUGCUCCCAGCUGCAACUCCACAAACCUCACCACUGUACCAAAAGCUGACACGGCUGGGGCUAAAGCCUCUCUCAUUCCAGUCCCCACGCACAGACUUUCUUAAUAUAUGCGCACAAGCUGUUCAUACUCUGACCACCCAACCCCAUCCCAUCCCUCUAGGUUUCCCAUUUUUGAGAGAUGCCUUGUUUUGUUCUUCUUCAAGCUGGCUCGGCAUGUCGAUUGCAGUUGCUUGCAGAGAACAAGUGAAACUACUCUUUGUAUGUUUCGGAUGUUACGAACAUAGAGGCUUGAGAAUGUAUCUGAAGGGAGGCAUUUCUUCUUCUCUGGGAGAGCUAUGAGAGGUCUGAAAUUGCCAGUGUUUGUUAGUUUAAGGAAGAAGGUAAAGAGGGUCGUAGCUCUCUUUGCAGUACAUUCCCAUUCGACUGAUCUGUCCUUCUUUCCUAAGAGCAUAGUGCAUGUCCCCCACAUUACUUUAUCUAGAGAGAGAGAGAGAGAGAGAGACUCACCGUUUUCAGGAGUGUUGUUAGCCUGUGAAGGAGCUUGCAAUUGUGAUGAUACUUGGGAAUUUUGUGGCUGCUUCCCUUCUUCUUCUUCUUCCUCUUCUUCUUCAUUGUGUGGGCUCACUUCGAGACACGCCUAGAUUGGUCCAAAGCCGCAGGAACGGCCAGCCGCCGAAUCCUCUACAGCUGACACCCGAACUCUCAACCCAGAUCACUGUUCAUGCAUUCCUGCUCUGGGUUUCGGUUGGCUUCCUGAUGCCGGUUGGCAUUAUCAUCAUCAGAGUGUCCCACCGAGUCCACUGCAUCACAAAGCUCAAGGCUCUGUUCUACGCCCAUGUCAUCGUUCAGACCGUGGCGAUUCUGCUUGCAACUGCUGCCGCGGUUCUAUCGGUAAUCAACUUCGAGAACUCCUUCAGCAACACCCAUCAGAGGUUAGGAGCAGCACUGUACGCACUCAUUUGGAUUCAACCAGUGGUUGCCUUUCUCAGGCCUCACAGGGGAACGAAGCUUAGGGGGGUGUGGUACCUGCUGCACUGGUUGCUCGGGACUGGAGUCUGCGUGCUGGGCGUCGCCAACGUCUACAUCGGUCUGCACACGUACCGAGAGAGAAGCUCGAGAAGUGUGAGCCUGUGGGCGUCUCUACUCACGGCGGCGGUGUCGAUCGUUGCCGUCGUCUAUCUCUUGCAAGACAAAUGGGAGUAUCUGAUGAAGCAAGCAAGGGUGGGAGAUGAGCAGGUCACACCAUCUCCUCUCGGUGGCAGCCACAAGGAGUCAGAAAUGAAUCAAUUAUGGAUGCCAUGCUUCUUUUACAAGCAGAAGUGAGAGAUACCAAAAGCAGGAAGGUGAAUUAGUAGUGGAAUUACAGCUGCAAAGACGAUAGUAGGACAAAGGCAUCAGAGUAUCAUAUAACAACAUCAGG
Messenger RNA from Musa acuminata AAA Group (dessert banana), 2349 nucleotides. RefSeq names its product cytochrome b561 domain-containing protein At2g30890-like. Lineage: Eukaryota; Viridiplantae; Streptophyta; Magnoliopsida; Zingiberales; Musaceae. Gene Ontology annotation, molecular function: transmembrane monodehydroascorbate reductase activity; heme binding. The coding region runs from base 1482 to 2252 and encodes 256 amino acids. The record is from RefSeq and is a predicted model, not a curated record. The transcript has 5 exons.